This is a messenger RNA of Entamoeba invadens IP1, 741 nucleotides long. RefSeq lists its product as hypothetical. The annotation marks the transcript as partial. NCBI's taxonomy places the organism in Eukaryota, Evosea, Mastigamoebida, Endamoebidae. The record is from RefSeq and is a predicted model, not a curated record. The transcript is spliced from 2 exons.
AUGAACCAACGUAUUAUAGAUUUAUUUAACACUACAUUUCAAAACAUCACCGCCCUCACAACUUUCGACACAACCAAAGAGCGAACAACCCUUCAAGCAAAAAAAGAAUCUGAGGACGCCUAUCACAACUCAGAAGACUACAAACACCUUUUGCAGCAAAUUACAUUGAAAAAACAAAAAAUUUCCGAAAACGACAAAGCAAUUGAACACAACAAAGAACUUGCUGUUCUUAAAAACAAAAUCGACUCGGAUAAGCACCACCUUCAAAUUUGUGUAGCUUUGAAAACGCUAUUGACCACACGUAUUCAAGUCGAAACAAAUCUCGCAAUCGUUUCUUCAACGUCGUGUACAGAAGAAUCCCUCAAGGAUUUGUUAUCAUCUUUAAACCUCUACUCCCUCUCGCUUUCUCAAGAAAUGCCUUCCGAACUGACAAAUCAAUUCACGGAGUACAAAGAGACGUAUCAGACUUAUCUGAACAAGUCGAUGAAUGUUGUUUCCAUGAAACUUUCCAACUUGAUGAAGUCCCAAAAUUUCCCGAAGAGUCCAUUAACGGAAACAACAAAAGUGAAGAGCUACACCGACUUUUUACAGUCACAUUUGUUUGCUCAAACUACACCAAAAAGCGCGUUGUCGAACGCUUUGAUGACAUCGACGAUCCUUUUGGUACAACAACUUUUCCAACGCGAAGACUCGAAGUUGUACGCAUACACAUCGCUUGACUUGGUAAUACCAUACAUCAGA